Molecule: messenger RNA, 2617 nt
Organism: Fundulus heteroclitus (mummichog)
Lineage: Eukaryota; Metazoa; Chordata; Actinopteri; Cyprinodontiformes; Fundulidae
Product: zinc finger protein ZIC 4
Exons: 2
Coding region: 211-1356 (381 amino acids)
Biological process (GO): central nervous system development; regulation of transcription by RNA polymerase II
Cellular component (GO): nucleus
Molecular function (GO): RNA polymerase II cis-regulatory region sequence-specific DNA binding; DNA-binding transcription factor activity, RNA polymerase II-specific
Source: RefSeq, a predicted model, not a curated record
AUCCGUUCACCUCCAUUCACAGUAAAUAGAAGCAUGGAGGCUUGACUCUCGGGAUCUAACGUCGAACAGCGGGGGGUAAAGACGCUGCCGCAUGCGCUGUUGGUUAAACUCUGCCACUGGGAGAAAACAGGAGCGCAAUAAGCGCAUUGUCAUUUAUAAUUAAGUCCUUUUAGGGAAAACGAGGAGUGUAUUCGGGGAGCGGAGCGGAGCAUGAAGCGGAUGGCCGUGGUGGCCAGGCACAAUGGCCUCGUCUCUCCUUUGGGGAACAACAACUCCGGGGCUUCGAGCAUCGUCUCCCCACCCCAAGCGAAAGCCACGAAUGUCUCCGCCUGCGCUGACACUCCAGCCGGGGGUGGGAUGGACGGCCUGCUGGAUUUCUCCAAAGGCCCCACCGUGAAAACCGAGCUGGUCUGCAAAUGGAUUGACCGAACUUCUUCGAAGCAGCGGCUCGGGCGGACAGCGACAUCCGUCUGCGAGCAAACUUUCAGCUCCAUGCCCGAGCUCGUGGACCACGUCACCAGCGAGCACGUAGCCGCGGGGCUGGAGAGCCUCAGUCAUGUCUGCAUGUGGGACGAGUGUCUGCGCGGCGGGAAGGCGUUCAAAGCCAAAUACAAACUCAUCAACCACAUCCGCGUGCACACCGGGGAGAAGCCCUUCUCGUGCGCAUUCCCCAACUGCGGCAAGAUGUUCGCACGCUCCGAGAACCUCAAGAUCCACACGCGCACGCACACGGGUGAGAAGCCAUUCCAGUGUGAGUUUUGUGAGCGGCGCUUUGCUAACAGCAGUGACAGGAAGAAGCACUCCCAGGUCCACACAGCUUCAAAGCCCUAUGACUGCAAGGCUCUGGGCUGCACCAAGUCUUACACCCACCCCAGCUCCCUACGCAAACACAUGAAGAUCCACGUCAAGUUGUCACCUACCUCUGAUCACCAGGACUUGUACAACUUUGGCCAUCAUCAACUCCAGCAGCCCAUCCUCGAGCCCCUUGAUCUUAAAAUGAACCACUUCUCCUCAUCGCUUGAUAACAAAAGUGCUCAUUUCCCGCUGUUGGCCUCUCAUGAAUUAGAUCUCAACUCCGGCAACGAAGUAAGUAGUAAGGUGUUGCUGCGUAGUUCGUCUCCAGCGGCAAUGCCUCUGGAUCUCUCCGUGUCGAGCCUGAAGAGUCAACUAAGCCAGAAGCAGCAGAGUUCCAGGAUCCCCAGGCGGAGCCAGCGCUCAGUGAACCCGGCCUUAACCCAGCUGUCAAACAUUAAAGAGUGGUACGUUUGUACCAGGACUACAGCGCCACACUUCCCCCUGCUUCAUCCAGACCACAUCAAAACAGAACGCAGCGAUGAGGACGAGUAUGUCACGUAGGGUGGAGGACCUGGUUGUUUUAGACAGAUAAUACCGACAGAACAAGCAGUUGUAUGCUUCAGCAUUAAUGGCUCCUGGCGAAGGCUUUGUCCAAACAUCAAGACAGUUAUUGUUUCACUAAAUGACUCAUUUCGGAGAUGUGGUGACACAUGCAGUGUCUAAAGCAGUGGUAGAAAGGUCCUCAUUUGAUUCUGAAACACACUUUUACAACUAACACAGUCACGUUAAAUCAAGGAUGUUGGAGCUGUGUGGCUUCCUAGAACUAUCUGAACAGGGUGUUGGAACUUCCUAACCAGUCUAAGGGCUGACACAUGUGAAGCAAAUACAAGGGCUAAGGCAAGAGUGAUGAAAAAGGCCAACAGGCAGCUCAACAUGUCCAACAGCAGGCUCAUAGGGACCAGGGCUGGCAGACCCGGGAAGGUUUCAGUGUGCUUUAAACAGUCCUGUGCCGGUUUUGUUUUUGUUUGUUUGUUUUGUGCAAAAAGUCUUGGGAAAACAGCCGAACUUGCUGCCAGUUUGAAUUUCUUCAACAUAUUAGAAGAUUUGACCAGCACUUUGUUCGAAGCAGGCUGAGGCCUUUGGUAUGAAAGAAUGAGUGGAAACCUGGUCAAAGUGUUAAUGUGAUCGCUCAUAUAUGGUGGCAAGUGGUUUGGGUGCAGUUUGCUAAGUCGUUAAUGUGGUAUUUAAGCACCUUCUUAAAGGGUAGCCUGGAUUUUUCAUUAAUAGUUCCCUUUAGAAAGAUGUCAUAUCUCCACGAGCUUGUUGGGAAGUAAGUACAUCCUCAUAGUGGUGAAAACCAAGAAGCUGUUUGAAUAUACCUGCAUCAGUCUGCCUCACCAGCCGACUUGGUGGAUCGGCUGAUUGUGAGCUCAUCGUUUUCAAACUGUGAGACCUGGAAAGCAUAAGAACACACCAUAUUUGAUGGAAUCCAAAGCCUUUAUUCAGCUCUUUAUUCAGAGCUGGAACAAAGAGACGAGUCACAGCGAAUCAGGUGGAUUGAAUCUGCUGACAGCCGAGGUAACUCCACAUACAGACGCAGAUGCUGUUCAGAUGCUGAUAUCCACUAACAUGGUGCUAUGUCCCACUGAUUAGCCCACAUUUUCACUUUGAAUUGCUGAAGUCAGCUAACUAGCUGUUAGCCUUUCGCCUCUCGCAGGAUGUAUUUGCAGCAAACCCAUGAAGAUACGACGUUUAUAAAGAUAAACAGAACUAUUACUGACAAUAUCUCACUAGACUUCACUCGCUGGGGAAGUUGUGGUUU